GAUAGAUAAGUUUUUCGUUACUUCAAUACUAAAUAUUCUUGAUUUUUAUUUUUGCAACGUACAUAUAUCAUACAUGGAUGACAAAAGAAAUAAUGUAUAUAGAAAACGUUGGUAUAUGAAAAGAAAAGCAACCAAACAAACUAAAACAAUAACAAAUACAAAUGAAACAUCAGCAAAGCGGUUACGAAGUCCUUCCAAAGAUAAUACGUCUUUAUAUAUCCAUGAAAAUACAAAUAUUUCGUACUAUGGAUGGACAUUAUAUUUUGACGAGCAAGAAUAUAAAAACUCUUCUGAUACUAUAAGAAAAGUUAAAGCUGUUGAACAAUUCCUAAAAAAUUAUUCAGAUAUAUCAUCAUUUCUUACAUUAGGAAAUUUAGAGGCUGGUAUGACUUUCAAAAUUGACUUUAAUAAUUUUUUUAACGACAAUACGUUUCUAAAUGAAUGGAAUAACUUUAAAAGUGAUAUACAAGAAAAACCGAUAUAUACAAUAAAUUGCAUCAAACUUGCAAUUCAUCAGAAUAUUUUAAAUACCGUGCCAAAGGAAAAUCUAAAAAGUGUUUUGAAUUCAAUAAAUCUAUUGCCUGCAGUCAAAAUAAGAAUAUUGAAUUAUGGACAAACCGUUUGUUUACGAGAUAUUAAAGUGAAUUCCUAUGGAAAAUUAAUAAAUACAAGAGGAUGCGUUGUAAGAGUUGGACGAACAAAGCAGCUUGCUCAAUGGUUUGUCUUUGUAUGUUCAAAAUGUGGUUUAGAAAAAAUAGAAAAACAAUCGGAGGGAUUUUAUAUAGUGCCUAAAAAGUGUACGAUUUGUGGUGUAUCAACAUUUCAACCAGUAUUGAAUUCGCCUUAUGUUAGAACUAUUUCUUUUCAAAUGAUUAGAAUACAGGAGAUAAUAAAUAACGAACAGGAAACUAAAGGUAGAAUGCCUAGAAUAUUGGAUGUAAAAAUUGUGGAUGAUUUAGUAGAUACUUGUAUGCCAGGAGAUGAUUUGAUGCUUACAGGGAUCGUUAAAGUUCAAGGAAUUGAUGAUAAUACGUUUAAAGGACAUGUUGCAGCUUCGUUUUCUUUUUAUAUGGAAGCUUUUACAAUAGUUCAUAACAACAAGAACGUCAAUAACAAUAAUACUGAUAAAAAUACAGAGAAAAAGUGCAUAAACACAGACACUGUUGCUAGCGAAAUGAAUAUAAAAGAUUAUCUUGCAAUUAAGGAGAUAUAUGAGAAGCCUAAUAUUUUUGCAUUACUAGUACAUUCAUUAUGCCCAGGUAUAUAUGGUCAUGAAAUGAUUAAAGCUGGAUUACUGUUAAGUUUGUUUGGUGGAAAUGCAAAACAUAAAGGUUUACGUGAUCAUAUACAUGUUCUUAUAGUGGGAGAUCCUGGUCUUGGCAAAUCUCAAAUGUUACAGGCAUGUUCGCGUGUAUCUGCCAAAGGUGUGUAUGUCUGUGGCAAUUCAAGUACAUCUUCAGGAUUAACCGUUACCCUCACAAAAGAAAAUGGGACAAAUGAUUUUGCACUAGAACCUGGUGCUUUAGUAUUAGCAGAUGGUGGUUGUUGUUGUAUCGAUGAAUUUGAUAAAAUGUCUGUGCAACAUCAGGCUCUAUUAGAAUCUAUGGAACAGCAAAGUGUUAGUGUUGCUAAAUCCGGGAUACUGUGUUCCCUUCCUUCUAGAACAUCGGUUCUUGCAGCUGCGAAUCACAUUGGUGGUAGAUACGACAGAAGCAAGACAAUUUUACAAAAUUUAAACAUAAGUCAACCUCUUCUUUCUAGAUUUGAUUUAAUCUUUUUACUCUUGGAUGAUCCAGAUAAAAAACGCGACCAUUUAAUAUGUAAACAUAUCAUGUCGUCCCAUAUUGGUACAAAUAAUAAGGCAGACAAGAGUCCAAGUAACGAUAAAUCAAUACAGUCAAUGUCACAAGAUGAUUCUUUAAGAGAAAAAUUAAUGUCUCCAUUAACACAAUCUAAAGAUAUCAUACCACAAAUUAUACUGAAAAAAUAUAUCCUAUAUGCCCGUCAAUAUGUUUAUCCAAAACUAACUGUUAAGGCGGCAGAAGUAUUGCAAAAGUAUUACUUAGAACUCAGAUCAAGGAACGUAGAAUUUGGCGGGGUACCUAUAUAUAAUAGACAAUUAGAAGCAAUGAUCAGACUAACCGAGGCCAGAGCAAAGUUGGAAUUACGUGUUGAGGCUACAGAAUCGGAUGCUCUAGAAGUAGUAGAAAUAUUGGAGUACACAAUGAUGAACAUGUUCGAAAAUUCAACAUUGAAAUUACCAUACAGAAACAAACUUACAGAGGGAAAAGUAAAAAUGUUUAUAAGGUUACUAGAAAAUGAAAUCAAAUCAAAUGUACAAAAAUAUUUUUCAUUAUCGCAGCUGAAAGAAAUAGCUGUAAACGGGGGUAUUAAUAUACAAGAUUUCACUUCGUUUUUAUCAAAAUUGAAUGAGCAUGGUGUUUUAUUACAGAUCGAUAGAAAUGUUUAUAAAUUCGUUAACAUUUAAUGGUUCUUACAAUUGAUGUUACAAUGAUCAUGUUAAAAAGAAAAUAUACAUAUUUUUUACUAAUAA
Molecule: messenger RNA, 2554 nt
Organism: Vespula vulgaris
Lineage: Eukaryota; Metazoa; Arthropoda; Insecta; Hymenoptera; Vespidae
Product: DNA helicase MCM8-like
Exons: 14
Coding region: 74-2488 (804 amino acids)
Cellular component (GO): MCM complex; nucleus
Molecular function (GO): ATP binding; single-stranded DNA helicase activity; single-stranded DNA binding
Source: RefSeq, a predicted model, not a curated record